Molecule: messenger RNA, 1906 nt
Organism: Amyelois transitella
Lineage: Eukaryota; Metazoa; Arthropoda; Insecta; Lepidoptera; Pyralidae
Gene: eIF3l
Product: eukaryotic translation initiation factor 3 subunit L
Exons: 10
Coding region: 140-1768 (542 amino acids)
Biological process (GO): translational initiation
Cellular component (GO): eukaryotic translation initiation factor 3 complex; cytoplasm
Molecular function (GO): translation initiation factor activity; protein binding
Source: RefSeq, a predicted model, not a curated record
GGCGACACUGAUGAAAGUUUCUGUUUGAAUGGUGGCGUGGAAAUGUCAUCUUACCGAAAUCUAUAUAAAUUGAAUUGGAAAUAAAAGAUUUUAUUUACCAUUAAUUAAAGUUGGAAAUUAUUGUUAUAAAAUAAUCGAAAUGUAUUCCAGUGACGACUAUAAUGAGGGAGGAUAUGAAUCCUAUGGCGAUUAUGAGCCGCAUACGGGGGACCCCCAAUAUGACUUGGAUUACGACAGGUCGUACUACAAGAUGCCCGACAUGGUCAAGAAGUUCCUUGUGUAUUUCCGCAACAUGAUCACUGAAGGUGUCACAUAUGAGAUCUUGAACCUCUAUGAGAACACCUUCCCAAAACUCACUGAGCAGUAUUUUGAGAGCACUCCGUGGCCUGAUGAGAGUGAGGUUGCACCUAUAGUGGAUAAUGAUCAUGUCUUCAUGAUCCUUUACAAGGAGCUAUACUACCGGGACAUAUAUGCUCGUGUUCCCGGCGGCCCGAAGCCCGAGCAACGCUUCCAUUCAUUCUACAACUACUGUGACUUGUUUAACUACAUCCUAUCUGCAGAGACACCUGUGCCACUAGAACUGCCCGACCAGUGGCUCUGGGAGCUGAUUGAUGAAUUUGUGUAUCAGUUCCAGUCAUUUGCACAAUAUAGAUCGCGCACUUCCAAGUUGAGUCCAGCUGAGAUUGAGGCUCUCAAUACUGAGAACAAGGCAUGGAAUGUUCUGUGCAUCCUCAAUGUUCUGCACUCGCUCGUCGACAAGUCUAACAUCAAGCGGCAGCUUGAGGUGUAUGCUACUGGCGGCGACCCCGACUCUGUCGCGGGCGAGUUCGGACGCCACUCGUUGUACAAGAUGCUGGGGUACUUCUCGUUGGUUGGUCUGCUGCGCUUGCAUUCAUUGCUUGGGGAUUACUAUCAGGCAAUUAAGGUCCUGGAAAACAUCGAGUUGCACAAGAAGUCGCAAUACUCUCACGUACCAGCGUGCCAGAUCUCCACAUCAUACUAUGUGGGCUUUGCAUAUAUGAUGAUGAGGCGUUAUUCUGACGCGAUCCGCACUCUAUCCUCAGCACUUUUAUACAUGCAGCGGACGAAACAGCUGUUUUCGUCACGUUCGUACCAGAACGAUCAGAUCAACAAGCAGACUGAUCAGAUGUACCAUUUGCUCGCUAUCUGCCUGGUGCUGCAUCCCCAGUGCGUUGAUGAGUCUAUUCAGCAGGUGCUCCGCGAGAAGAACUACCACGAGAAGAUGUUCAAGAUGCAGUAUGGGGAUCUCGGCGAGUUCGAGAGCUGCUUCACGUUCGCGUGCCCCAAGUUCCUGUCGCCGUGCCCGCCGCCCAUCGAGCCCGGCUCCAACUACGGCAAGGACGCCGUCAAACACCAGACCCAGGUCUUCAUGGAUGAGGUGCGACAGCAAAAAAUGCUGCCAACUAUCCGCUCGUACCUGAAACUUUACACGACGCUGCCGCUCGCGAAACUCGCCGCCUUCAUGUCGGCGGCGCGCGGCGGAGAACGGGACGCCGCCAGGGAACACGCCGCCCUCGCCAUACAUUUACUCUGCUUCAAGCACAAGAUGAAGAAUGUCGUGUGGACCAAGGGCCCCAGCGGGCUGGAUGGCAAGUUCCAGAGUGGAUCAGAGUUGGACUUCUACAUUGACAACGACAUGAUCCACAUCGCCGACACAAAGGUAGCACAUCGUUACGGCGACUUUUUCAUCCGCAAGCUAUUAAAAUUCGAGGAGCUCAACAGGAAACUUCAUCACUUCAAGAUAUAAAUGCUUUUUUCUAAUUGAAACCCUCAAACCAAGUAAAAUAAUAGUAGAAAGUAAUCAGAAUUAAGCAAGUUCUUUGUUUCUAUCCCUUUUUGUAUAUUUACUUGCCUGGUGGUAAAAUAAAAAAAAAAAAAAUUAUAA